GUUUGGUUCGUGGAAAUCAAAAGCACGUGAAAGUCAGCGAGCUUGUAACUUGUUCAAGUAUAGCUAUACAGAACUUAGAAAUGAAGAGAGUAGGAGUCAUAGGAGCAGGAGCAGCAGGUCUAUGUGCAGCUCGACAUCUAGCUGCUCGACCUGAGUUUUUCAUCUUUACAGUAUUUGAACAGACUGGUGAUGUAGGAGGGACAUGGUGCUACCAAGAUAAUGUAGGCACAGAUGAGUUUGGUCUUCCAGUGCACUCCAGCAUGUACAAGAAUAUGAGAACAAACUUGCCCAAGGAAAUCAUGGGCUUUCCAGAUUUUCCUUUUCCAGAAAAUGAAGGUGGCUCAUUUAUUCAUCACAGUAAAGUUCUUGGUUAUCUCCAGAAAUAUGCAAAAUAUUUUGACCUGAUCAAAUAUGUCCAGUUUUACAGCCAUAUCUUGGAAGUUAAACCUGUUACUGUUGACAGAAGCCAUUUACACUGGGAAGUGAAAGUAAAGAAUUUACGAAGCAGAGAGUCAACACAACAUAUCUUUGAUGCCAUUAUGGUGUGUAAUGGUCGCUAUGCUUGUCCCAGUUUUCCUGAUAUUAAGGGAUUAGAAUCAUUUCCAGGUUGGGUAAUACAUAGUCAUGACUAUCGUUCAAACGUUCCGUACAAAGGAAAACGUGUGGUUGUUCUUGGAGCUGGACCCUCUGGUGUUGAUAUUUCUGUUGAAUUAGCUGAAGUUGCAGAACAGGUUAUUUUGAGUCAUAACAUGAACAAAAAGUUUCUUGAAAAGUGUCCACAAAACUUUUCAGAAGAAGUUGGUAUUUCUAAAGUAACUCAAUCAACAGUGAGGUUUCUAAAUGGUCGUGAGUUUGAAACGGAUGUUCUGAUUCUAUGCACAGGUUAUAACUAUGAUGUUUCAUUUCUGCAUCCUGAUUGUAAAGUAUUUGUUCAGGACCAACGAAUGCAGCCUCUGUAUAAGCACCUUAUACACAUUGAAUUUCCAACACUGGCUAUUUUUGGUGUGCUAAAAACAAUACUACCAUUUCCCAUUUAUCAUCAGCAGGUGCUGCUUUUUUUAAGGGUACUUGAUGGAUCAGUUAUCUUGCCAAGUGAAAGUGAGAUGAAAGAAGAUGAAAAGGCAGAUUUUGAUCUUCGGAUGCAGAUGGGUUUGCCUUCCAGAUAUGCACAUAAAAUGACAAGAGACCUCCAGUGGAACUAUGAUGAUGUCAUUUCCAAAAUUGGAAAGUUUUCUCCUAUUCCAAAAGUAGUCAGAGAUUUGUAUAAUCAUAUUAAUGAUGUGAGGCAGAAAAAUCCCAUUGAUUACAAGGAUCAUUGCUAUAAAAUUGUAAACAACAGUACAUUUUUAAAAUUGGAAGACUAGUUAUAUUGUUAUUCAGUAUGUGUUAUUAAUGCAUAUUUAGUAUAUUAGCAACUGAAAUUUGAUAAAGUUCUAGGUCAGUAAAAAUGUAAGUUUUUAACUAUAGAAGAGCAUUUUAAGAAAUGCAGCUCAAAUUUUAGGGUUUGUUAACAAUUAUUCUGCAGUAUUUUAGCCAAAUUAUAUUGGAUUUGGUACAUACACUUUUUUACGGGUCCCGAACAAAGAUAUAGAAAAUUUUGGAAUUUUUGUCUUUUACUCAAUUUUUCAGCAAGAAAGCACAAUUCGGGUUUUUCUUGAACUAUUCAUGUGUAUGUCAACCAACUUACAUGAAAUUGGAUACAAAAAUACAUCCUUGUAGGUACCAAGCAGUGAUAUAGUUUUUAAUUUUUCUGUGUCUUUCAUAACUUUUCUGGUGUCAAAAUUGGCCAUGUUGAAAUUGAAUGAUGGCAACAUGUUGCAUUCAUCUGCAAAUCUUGGCCAUUUUAAUUUUAACAACAGUGGUAUUGAGUCUUUUAUACUUUCUAAUUAUAAUUUAGAACUUUAUAUAUAUUAUGUGUGAGUGAGUGUGUAUUUGUUGGAGGAAGUCUUGGAUUGUAGAAAAUCUAUGAGUAACUUAGGCACAUAAUAAUUACCUUAAAAAGUAGGGUAAGAGAAAAUAAGAACUGUCAUAUAAUUUAUUAAGAUUGAUAAUUUAAACACUUAAAAAUUAAAAUCUGUCACAUUUAAUUUUAUGCUGUUGUAUUCUAUUUAAUAACGAUUAUGUUUAACUUAUAUUAGAAUGCAUUCUGUAUGCUAACGUGGUCUAGCUUACUAACACGUUUAAUGCAAAUUGAUCCAUCACACAAAAUUUCAAAAGUACUUCUGUGUUUAUUCUCAUUCCUUUGUAAUAUGAGAGCCGAUAGUAGGAAUAAUGAUACCCAACAUGAUGAGGCUAAUUUAAAUUAAUUAAUUUAAUCUUUACAAACAUAGGGUCAUAAUGUGGCUUGUUAAAAAAAAAACAUUUAUGUACCCUUACAUGAGAAGCACAUUUCCACUUUGAAAGGUUCAUGAUUCUCAUCAGAAAAAAAUGUGAAAUAGUGCAGAUUUUUGUCCAAACAGUUUUAUGUAAUCAAAUAGUUAGGGUUGUAGAAAUAUGGCUACGAAAUAUUUUCUCUUCUUUAGGUAUGCUGUUUAAUUUCUACUUAAGAUUUUUUGGUUUAUUGACCAAUUUAGUAGGUUCUUAGAGGAAAAACAAAAUAGCAUAGGUAUUUUUUUCAUUUUGUUAGUUGUUUUGUAUAGAGCCCCAAACAUUGUUUUAUUGAUCAGCUUAUCCCAAAGAUGUGUUUCUUAACUCCAUUUUGAGUAAUGCUUCAAAUUAUAAUUAAAAUUAAAAAAGAAAAAAUUAUGCAAAUAUGACAGAAUUUAUUUUUCAUAUUUUAUGUAUAUUAAUGCUAUUUUUGAAAAAUAUACAACGUAAGUGUACAAUUAUGUUAAUGUUUGCUUUCAAGAACAUUACGUCAUAGAUAAAUAAUGUUUUGUUUUUUUCACUUACCUCCCUUCUUACAAAAAAGAACUUCAAUGAUUGAUUUCUCACUGGAAAAAAAAAUUCCAAAAUAAUAAACCAGCAACCUACUGAAAAAGCAAACGCUUUUAUAACCACUAAAAGUUUCACAUUUUAAAGCUUGAUAAAAUGUGGGAAAGGAGAUGAAAGUUUGUUGACAUACUCUUAAAUGUCAUCAUAUUAUGUGUAUUUAUAUAUUUUAUUUUAAAAAUAAAAUUAUAAAUAUUUACUAAGUUCUAUACAGUUGAUCUUAGGUUGAUAAAAUUUUAGUAUGUGAAAAAAUUUGAUAAAAAAGAAAUGACUUUGUUAUUAUCAUACUUUAACAGAUUUUAUACUGAAAAGACAUUAGUUAAAUGGUGCAAAGUGUUGAAAAUUAUAAUCAUUUGUUUGUCUUUUAUACUUCUUUUAAUGUAGUUUGUUUUACUUGUUGAUUAUAUUUGAAAUGGAAGAGCUAGGAGCAAAUAAAGUUGUGUACUUUGUUUAUACAUGACUGAAUUUUGUUUUCAAUUUCAGUAAUAGAUUUUAUUCCAUGUAGGUGAGAAUUGAAUUUAUUGCAAAACAUUUGUUAUUUUUUGUUUAUGUAUUUUAAUUCUUGGAUUAAAUCAAACCAUUACUUUCCUGUCUUUCUUCCCCCCCCCUCAAAAUAAGUAUCAUCAUGUGGUAAAACUUGACUACUGACAUAGUGACCAUUCAGUCUGAAGAUGUAAUUACCAAUAUCUAAUUACACAACUCUAUUCAAUUAUUUUAAUUAAGAGAUGGUAUGCAAUUUCUUCCAAAUGGUUGAAAAAAAAGUCCAUUAAAAUCUAAAGCUGAGAUAUAAAAAUCCAUAUUUUUGUUCAAGUUAAUCAAUCCAAUUUUUAUAUAGAUUAAUCAGUAAUCAGUAGCACUGACUGAUUAAUAGAUAGCAUUGUUGAAACUUAUGUUACCACGACUAUAUUUAAUAGAUAUAUGGAUGAUUGGAUGUGAAUUGUGUUGCAAACAAACUAACAUGGUUAGAUGAGGCAACAUGCUGUCAGUUGGUUGGAAGAAUAAGAAAAAUUAAUAAUAAAAGAAAGAUUACUGACUAUCAGAUUGUGUAACUGACCAUAAUGGAAAAAUGGACAUACAUUGAUGCUUUCAAAUGUAUUGAAUGAUGAAUAAGACAUGAAGGUUUUAGGUAAUCAAUAUAGGUAUUUUUUCAUUGUAUUAUAUCUAUUUCUAAUUCCCUUUUACUAACAUUUAUAACGUCCUGUUAUGUACUUUACAUCUUAGGUAAAACUGAUAAGUGGCAACUUUUCUCCUUUGAUCUUAUAGCCAAUAAUUAUAAUAUAGUAAUCCAUGACUCCAGAAGAGUGCAAUAAAGACAGUUCAUUGAAAUCAUUUUUCAUAUUAAAAAUGCAUGGAAAUGUUACAUUUGUUUUUAGUUAUGUAUAUAUAUAAAUCUUUUAAUAGUUGAGAAAAUGUGUUCCCUGAAUAAGAUGGAAUAUAAAAUGAUUGAUCUUCAUUAAAAGAUAUAUUAAUUAGUGAAACUGUCAUAAAUGGCUUUUCCUCAUGGUAGGUAAAAUCUAGUACACAAAUGUGCAUCACAUGGUACAACUUUGUAAGAGAUGAAAGUGAAUUUCAAUCAUGUAGUUGUCAUGAAUUUUAGAAAGUUGAUAAAUUUAUUUUUGAAACACUG
Molecule: messenger RNA, 4558 nt
Organism: Limulus polyphemus (Atlantic horseshoe crab)
Lineage: Eukaryota; Metazoa; Arthropoda; Merostomata; Xiphosura; Limulidae
Gene: Fmo-1
Product: flavin-containing monooxygenase FMO GS-OX-like 2
Exons: 6
Coding region: 81-1364 (427 amino acids)
Molecular function (GO): flavin adenine dinucleotide binding; NADP binding; N,N-dimethylaniline monooxygenase activity
Source: RefSeq, a predicted model, not a curated record